Prunus armeniaca (apricot) is the source of this 552-nucleotide messenger RNA. The record is from the annotation of a GenBank genome assembly. NCBI's taxonomy places the organism in Eukaryota, Viridiplantae, Streptophyta, Magnoliopsida, Rosales, Rosaceae.
AUGGUGAAGUACUCCAGGGAGCCCGACAAUAUCACCAAGUCCUGCAAAGCAAGGGGUUCUGACCUCAGAGUUCAUUUCAAGAACACGAGGGAAACUGCAUUUGCUAUCAGAAAGUUGCCCCUAGUCAAGGCAAAGAGGUAUUUGGAGGAUGUUCUGGCCCACAAGCAGGCCAUUCCCUUCCGCCGUUUCUGUCGUGGUGUUGGGCGUACUGCUCAGGCAAAGAACAGGCAUUCCAAUGGACAGGGACGCUGGCCUGUCAAAUCUGCCAAGUUCAUAUUAGAUUUGCUUAAGAAUGCUGAGAGCAAUGCUGAAGUGAAGGGUUUGGAUGUUGAUUCGCUAAUCGUAUCUCACAUCCAAGUCAACCAAGCACAGAAGCAAAGGCGCAGAACCUACAGGGCUCACGGAAGAAUCAACCCCUAUAUGUCAUCCCCCUGCCAUAUUGAGCUGAUUUUGGCCGAGAAGGAAGAGCCAGUCAAGAAAGAGCCUGAGAGCCAGUUGGCAACUAGCAAAUCUAAGAAGUCUCAAGCUCUUCGAAGCGGUGCUUCCUCUUAA